Molecule: messenger RNA, 1123 nt
Organism: Gavialis gangeticus (Gharial)
Lineage: Eukaryota; Metazoa; Chordata; Crocodylia; Gavialidae
Gene: TMX1
Product: thioredoxin related transmembrane protein 1
Exons: 8
Coding region: 34-861 (275 amino acids)
Source: RefSeq, a predicted model, not a curated record
AACGCGGAAGUGCGCGGCAGGUGGCGGGACAGGAUGGCGGGUGCUGGGCUGGUCCCUGUGGUGGGGCUGCUCCUGCUGGUCCUGCCGGGGGCGCUGGGGAAGCGGAGCCAAGUGAAGACUCUCACGGACAGCACCUGGCGCGAUCUGCUGCAGGGCGAGUGGAUGAUCGAGUUUUAUGCACCGUGGUGUCCUGCCUGCCAGAGCCUGCAGCCGGAGUGGGAGAAGUUUGCAGAAUGGGGGGAAGAUCUGGAGGUUAACAUUGCGAAGGUGGAUGUGACGGAAGAGCCAGGACUAAGUGGGCGGUUUAUCAUAACAGCACUGCCAACCAUCUACCACUGUAAAGAUGGAGAGUUUAGGAGGUAUCAGGGCCCAAGGACUAAAAAUGACUUCAUAAAUUUCAUCAGUGAUAAAGAAUGGAAAUCUAUUGAACCAGUUUCUUCCUGGUUUGGUCCUUCCUCAUUGAUGAUGAGCAGUAUGUCUGCUUUGUUUCAGUUAUCAAUGUGGAUCAGGCAUUGCCACAGUUACUUAACAGAGGACAUUGGCAUACCGGUUUGGGGAUCGUAUGCCAUUUUUGCAUUGGCAACUCUGUUUUCUGGUUUGGUACUAGGACUUAUCAUGGUAUUUUUAGCAGACUGUCUUUGUCCCUCCAAAAGGCACAGACCUCAACAAUAUCCUUAUUCAAAAAAAUUAACAUCGGAAUCAUCCCUGUUUUUGAAAAAACUGGAUGAGGAGCAAGAAGCAGAUGAAGAAGACCUUUCAGAUGAUGAAACAGAGAAUAAAGAGUUGGUAGACAGAGACUAUUCAACAAAUGCUGUAAGACAGCGCCCUGUAAAUCCUGCCGCCACAACAGAUAAAUCUUAGUUUCAUUUACUUACGGGAUUUCUUUUGUGAGUCAUAAAAAGCAAAAAGAGUUGAAUGUACCAGAGCCUUCUGCUUGAAGAGAGCUGUGACUCUUAUUACUAAUUCAGAAACAGGUACCUUCUUAAAAAUAUCACUGGCAUCAGGUAUUUGAAACUAAAACUAGCUAUCGCAGGUGGCUGAACUUACUACUGUGUCUGCAGAGUUGUGCCAAGGAAUAGUUUUUUUUCUGGCUUUUUGAAUGAUUUCUUCUAUGGGUCAGUUG